This is a messenger RNA of Mytilus trossulus (common blue mussel), 1653 nucleotides long. RefSeq lists its product as uncharacterized. The record is from RefSeq and is a predicted model, not a curated record. Gene Ontology annotation, cellular component: nucleus. Gene Ontology annotation, molecular function: DNA binding. NCBI's taxonomy places the organism in Eukaryota, Metazoa, Mollusca, Bivalvia, Mytilida, Mytilidae. The transcript is spliced from 2 exons. Bases 1 to 1272 code for a protein of 423 amino acids.
AUGCCACAAAAAACGCAAUACCUGCAGGAGUCCCUUGAUAAGGCCAUUGGUGCAGUAAAUUCAAACAAAUUAAGUAUUUCUAAAGCAGCUACAGAAUAUGGGGUACCAAGGACAACCAUAUCAGACCAUGUCAAUGGAAAGUAUGACAACCAUUUGAAUGGACCUUCAAAGAUGCUGACAGAUGAAGAAGAUACAUCUUUAAUAAACUACGUCAAGUAUAUGGCAGAAAGAGGUUUUCCUUUGACAAGAAGAAUGUUAAAAGCAUUCGUAAUUUCUAUCAUUGAGAAAUCAGGUAGAUCAACUUUAUUCAAUAUGGAAAAAGGUCCUAGUAACAAAUGGGUAAACAAACUUCUAAACAGACACCCUGAAUUGUCGGAAAAACUACCAGAACAGCAGGACAAAGCCAGGAGACGCAUGUCUAAUGUCACUGUGGUUGACCAAUAUUUCAAGUUGCUAGUGGACACAGUCGACUCUUUAGGAUUAACAAAUAAACCCAACCAGAUAUUUAACUGUGACGAGUCUGGCUUCAGUGGUAAAGAAAAAAGUAAGGAAAAAGUUUUAACACUAAAAGGGUCACACAGCUACCAACAGAAAGUAUUAGUCCAUGGUCACAUUACAGUUCACAUGUGCAUAGCAGCGGAUGGACAUGUCCUCCCUUCAUUUCUGAUUUUUGAUGGUUGCCUGCCUCAUAGGAGCUUUAAGGAUGGUGUUCCAGAUAACUGGUUAUAUGGAUCCUCUGAAUCCGGGUACAUGGAUACCGAGUUGUUUGAAAACUGGUUCGACAAAGUUUUCAUACCAUUCUGUGGAACAAGAAGGCCAGUACUGCUGAUUUUUGAUAACCACGAUUCCCAUAUCAGUAUUGACCUGAUAGAGAAGGCCAAAGCUAACAACAUUCACAUUAUUGGUUUACCACCUCACACUACUCAUCUGCUGCAGCCACUGGAUGUUGCCAUCUUUGGACCUCUAAAAGAAAAAGUGAACCAAUUAUCAGUUACCUUGGGAAACCUGAACAAGUGUGCCACCAUAGGCAAAGCCAAGUUUCCUGCUUUAUUAAGCACUGCAAUUGACCAGACUACAACAAUAGCAAGGGUCAAAGAGUCUUUCAGGAAAUCUGGAAUGUAUCCUGUAGACAGAUCCAUAAUUCCAAAUUCACAACUUGCGCCCGCCGACUUCAACAAAUCUGAAAAGUCAAAUAAAGAAACUACAGAUGAAGAUACAACAACAAUCACCAGUAAUGGUAAACUAUUUAUUUCAUUUGAUUUGUUAUAUUAGGCCUGAAAUAAAAUAUUGUUUGUUUCCAAAAUCCCGACAAACCUUGCAAAAAUGGUGCUACUCAUAAUAAAAUUUUAUUGUCAUAACUAAAUCGAAUAUUAUUUUAUUCCUUUCUGAUUUUCAGGCUUGCAGGAUUGUCCGAUAAUGUUAAAAUGUUUCCAUACCUACAUUGUACCUACCCACACCUGGCUUCGUAGAACCGGGAUUUGGGAAAAACAAACAAUAUAUUAAUUAAGGCCUUAGGCCAUACUUACAACUGACAAUGCCAUGGCUAAAAAUGAAAAAACAACAUGAACCCAACCAAAUACUAGGGGUGAUCUCAGGUGCUCCCAAAGGGUAAGCAGAUCCUGCUCCACAUGUGGCACCAGUCAUGUUGCUUAU